AAAACCACGGUUUUCUUCGCAUUUUCAUAACACGCGUAUCGUUGCUCCCGCAGUCCGUCGUUCCCACACACACACUGUCUCUCUUCGUCUCGUCUUCCCCCGCCGCCACCCCCCCCCCUCUCUGGUGCCGGCGGCUUCAUGCACUAGGACUCUGCUAUUGAUAGCCGCCACGCACCAAUCGUUGAUCGAAUGUAAUUUGAAGGUAUUCAGGGUCAUAGGCGCUUUUGCUGCCGGCUAUUAUCAGUUCUUGCUUUUUCCUGGCGUAAUAAAAGAGGAUGACUGACUGCCAUCAUGUUGUAGUGAAGAAAUCAAGUCAAAGCAAAUUCAUCUUCAAUUGUUCCAACUGAUCAGUUGAGGCUUGCGUUAAACUUUGCUUUAGGAAAUGGAUCGGUGUGACACAUCAGGAUUUGUUAGUGGGGGAGUGAUGGACUCUUUUAGUGACCUCUAACCCUAAUUUUGAAGCUAGUUUCUUCACCCGGAAGUCAGGCAGACUGUUCUUUUGCAAUUGAGAUUUGGUUUGGUAGCAUCGUAAUAGCUUUUAUUUCAUGGACAUGAGGUUCCGGAACUUGGGGUUUAAUGCAAAUUAUUCUUCUAAUACAUUCAAGAUUUUGGGAAAUUCGGUGCAAGUUGGUGGAGCUGGAGCUGAAUAUGGCACAGAUACUGUUUUACGGCUUGAUUUCCCUGGGUCCUCCGUCCCUUACAUGCCCACCUCAAAGGGAAUCAAAAGGAAAUGGGGUUUGAUCAAUCGGACUAUGGGGCCGCAGGUUGGCUCUUCACUGUCUCUUGGGCUUGGCCGUUCACCGAGUUCUUCAGACAGCAAGGGCAGUUCAGCAACUGCUUUUACGACAAUGUCUUCAGCCAAAGAGACAGAUGAGGAGUCCUCAAUGGAUCUUGAAUUGGACUUCUCGCUCCAUCUUGGUGGUGAGAAAAUACCCAGCUCGAAAGAAACCACUUGUUCAAAUUUGGAAACCCUGGAAAUGCCACCCAAGGUUGACUUGGAGUUAAGUCUCUCCACUGUACCUUCUGAAUCCGAGAUCACUAGUGUUCAUCCAGGUUCAACUCCACUUCAAUUGGGCAUGAAGAUGCCACAAAGUGUUGGUGGGAGCCAAAAUGGUGAUGAGGAAUCAACAUCAUCUCGUUGGAAACUGGGGAUUAUUAUUCCUCCUUUGCAGACUCCAGUGAAGACAGGGCGUAUUGUUGUUUUCAAUCAAGUUCCCAAAAAAAUUGAUCAAACUCCUGUUAUUCCAGACCUCUCACCAAUUGUAUUAACAGCACCGAAAAGCUCAGUCACCUGCACUUCCGGGAUAAUACAGCAGCAGCAACAGCCACAACAUCGUAGCAGUAGUUCUAAGACAUGCCAAAUUGAGGGGUGUGUAAAGGGAGCCAGAGGUGCUUCUGGCCGUUGUAUUUCUCAUGGUGGCGGUCGGAGGUGCCAAAGAAUUAAUUGCGACAAGGGAGCUGAGGGUAGGACUGUGUACUGCAAGGCCCAUGGGGGUGGUCGACGAUGCGAAUUCUUUGGUUGCACAAAGAGUGCUGAAGGGCGCACAGAUUUCUGUAUUGCCCAUGGUGGUGGUCGAAGAUGCAGUCAAGAGGGUUGCACUCGAGCUGCCAGAGGUAAAUCAGGAUUUUGUAUCCGGCAUGGUGGUGGCAAGAGAUGUCAAAGUGAAAAUUGCUCAAAGAGUGCAGAGGGCCUCUCAGGUCUUUGCAUCUCACAUGGAGGAGGCCGACGAUGCCAAGCAUUAGGAUGCACAAAAGGUGCACAAGGGAGCACAAUGUUUUGCAAGGCCCAUGGUGGUGGAAAACGAUGUACGGCACCAGGGUGCACUAAGGGUGCUGAGGGGAGCACGCCUUUUUGCAAGGGCCACGGUGGAGGGAAAAGGUGUGCUUUCCAAGGUGGAUCAUGUACAAAGAGUGUGCAUGGAGGAACCAACUUCUGUGUGGCACAUGGGGGUGGUAAGAGGUGUGCUGCGCCAGAGUGCACAAGGAGUGCAAGGGGAAGGACAGAUUAUUGUGUUCGUCAUGGUGGGGGGAAGAGAUGCAAGUUUGAAGGGUGUGGCAAAAGUGCACAAGGAAGCACUGAUUUUUGUAAGGCACAUGGUGGAGGAAAGAGGUGUUCUUGGGGCCAUCCUGGAUCUGAAUAUCUCAGCCAAUCUAGUGGUCCUUGUAACUCCUUUGCAAAGGGGAAGACAGGUCUCUGUACUCUCCAUAGUGGCCUGGUCCAGGAUGAGAGGGUUCAUGGAGGUGUUACGCUUGGACCUAUGAUUCUGGAUCCUAAACUUAUCCAGCCAGGGAAAGAGGUCAUCACUGGGGACAUGAAUGUUGAUGCUUGGAAGAUAGGGACUGGCACAGGAACUUUGGCUGGCAGAACUAAAUCUGAUUUGAACCAAUAUGGAGUCCCAACUGCUCAAAUCUCAGCUGGGGAAGGGAACCUCUCGUCAAUGCCAGUAUAUCUUCCAGAAGGUAGGGUGCAUGGGGGAAGUCUAUUAGCAUUGCUGGCAUCCGGUUCUGGUCUUGGCUCAAGAAGUGGUAAAGGUGUAGUAGUUACUUCAUCCGAGCCAAUGGAAUCUUACAUUAUGCCUCAUGGUUGGAUGUAAGGCUAUUUCUCUCCAUCGUUCUUGAUAUGGUCUCGGCAGUUGACAGAAUUUCUCAGCAUGUUUGUGUCCUUUGGUUAGUUUGUUCAGUGGCUUGAUAAUCUGUAGUAGUUCUCAUUCAUUGGUACAAAUGGAGAGAACCCCUAAAUGCAUUGUCGCCCUUCUUUACGGUUGGGGAAGUUGAGUUAGGAGAUAGUUGGCAUUUGGAGUCAGGUCUUUAGCGUUAUUUCCUGUAAAUACUAAUAUUUGUAUCUGUCCGGGCAGGUUAUUGUGAAAGAAAAUUAUAUACA
Messenger RNA from Juglans microcarpa x Juglans regia, 2881 nucleotides. RefSeq lists its product as uncharacterized. Lineage: Eukaryota; Viridiplantae; Streptophyta; Magnoliopsida; Fagales; Juglandaceae. The record is from RefSeq and is a predicted model, not a curated record. The coding region runs from base 546 to 2594 and encodes 682 amino acids. The transcript has 3 exons.